Molecule: messenger RNA, 1112 nt
Organism: Salmo salar (Atlantic salmon)
Lineage: Eukaryota; Metazoa; Chordata; Actinopteri; Salmoniformes; Salmonidae
Gene: dvl3
Product: dishevelled, dsh homolog 3 (Drosophila)
Biological process (GO): canonical Wnt signaling pathway
Cellular component (GO): cytosol
Molecular function (GO): frizzled binding
Source: RefSeq, marked provisional
CUGUUACAACGUGCAGGAAAAGCACUCUCCGACGCUAUAUAGAGCGCAAUCUGAGGCUCAUAACAGGCGCAAAUUAACCCAGUUCCAUUAUUGUGUAAUGAGAGACUGCAACGAACAAAAACAAUACCAAGUUGUAACUGUAGAUGUCAUUUUAUUUUAAACGUAUUUUAUUUGGACACAUCAGUCCGCGUCGUGCGAGGAUCGUUUAAAGCGCAGCAGAGCGAAGAGUUGACAACAGCCGGGAUACAGGCAAGAGGAGACGCUGUGGUAGACCCAGCGCCAGGGAGGCAGAGUGUGGACCCGGGGCUGGAUGUACCCGGCCUUACCCUCCCCAGAGGCUCGCCAUGGGGGAUACCAAAAUUAUAUAUCAUUUGGACGACCAGGAAACUCCGUACCUGGUCAAGCUGCCCAUCGCUGCCGACAGGGUUACUCUUGCAGACUUCAAAAAUGUCCUCAAUAAACCCAACUAUACAUUUUUCUUCAAAUCCAUGGACGAUGAUUUCGGGACAGUGGGGUGGACUGUCGGCUCUCAAACCUUCGUGAGGAGGACACUGUAGAAGCUGUCCCCACGGUGACAAGGACUGGCAGGGACAACAUGCUGCUGAGGCUGAAGAAAGGGCUGAGGGACAAUCACACACUCACAGGACAUACCCUCACAGCCCAGGAGCUGGGUCGUGUCAGAGGUCUGGCUGUCAAACAGACUGAGAUCCUGAGGAAGGCAUCCCACGAGCAGAUGGCUCAGUAUGUCCAAACACAUGAUGCAAAUAUUAAAGAAUAUACUCCAUAUUGAUGUUGAAUCAAAUAGAUUGACCACUUUGCUCAGACUGGUUUCUCUUCACUUGCAGAGAAACAGAAUAUAUGCUUGCAAGAUCAGGCUGGUUUAGGGAGGUUAUAGAAAUACAGUACGCUUGAUGCCAUGCCAACUGAUGCCUGUCCCCCUCCAGGUGUAAGAUACUGCCCAGCGUUGCUCCCCGUCCAGAUCCAUUUUGAUGAGAAUAUCCCUGAGAUGAAUGUUGUAUAUAAUGUUAUGGCUAUGAUGGUUACAGGUUUGAAUGAGACAAUGUAUUCCUCUAACCUUAUUUUUUCAAUAAAGUUUUUGUUUCAUUAAUAUU